This is a messenger RNA of Sphaeramia orbicularis (orbiculate cardinalfish), 2874 nucleotides long. It is a transcript of the gene prickle1a, whose product is annotated as prickle homolog 1a. The record is from RefSeq and is a predicted model, not a curated record. Gene Ontology annotation, molecular function: zinc ion binding. The transcript is spliced from 8 exons. The coding region runs from base 307 to 2874 and encodes 855 amino acids. NCBI's taxonomy places the organism in Eukaryota, Metazoa, Chordata, Actinopteri, Kurtiformes, Apogonidae.
AUUUCACUGUGACUGUCGACAGGAGCCCAUAGCGCAUUGUGCGCCGUCGACUGGGAUGUGGUGACAGUGGGGGAAGUCAGACCAGACUCUCUCGCAGCGCUCCUCUCCAAUGCAGCCAGUAGUUGGGGGUUAAGCUUAUCGCUUCGCACAGCUCUUGGUUCAGCUUUACGGCACAGUGGUGCACCGUCUUUGGACUUUCCAUCUUAUGCCAAUGAGACUCAGCGAGAGUUGCUUUUCACAUUUCAGGAGUAUUGGCUCUGGAUACUCUGUUCACUGCGAGUCACUUUCAGGUACAAAGAGAAUCUGAUGAGCCUGGCGAGUGCAGGAGUGUCCACAGCUGGCUUUCAGGGUGGGGCAGGCCAGCAAGACCUGAUGAUGGAGCAGAAAGUCAGUAAGAUGAACUUGGGCUUCCAACGCAGCUCCACCUCUGAUGAUGACUCAGGCUGUGCCUUGGAGGAGUACUCCUGGGUACCACCAGGCCUGAGGCCUGAGCAGGUCCAGUUGUUUUUCUCUUGUCUGCCUGAGGACAAGGUCCCCUAUGUGAACAGUCCAGGAGAGAAGUUCAGGAUCAAACAGCUCCUCUACCAGCUACCGCCACAUGAUAAUGAGGUGCGCUAUUGUCAGUCCCUCAGUGAAGAGGAGAAGAAGGAGCUACAUAUGUUCAGUGUCCAGCGGAAGAAAGAAGCACUCGGCAGGGGGACAGUGAAACUGCUCCCUCGAAAUCUACAGAACAGCAUUUGUGAGCAAUGUGGAGAAAACAUCAAUGGUGGGGAAAUGGUAGUGUUUGCCACAAGGGUGGGGCCUGGGACGUGCUGGCACCCUGCAUGCUUCGCCUGCUCCACAUGUAGGGAACUAUUGGUGGACUUGAUUUACUUCUACCACGAUGGAAAGAUCCACUGUGGAAGGCACCAUGCUGAGCUGCUCAAACCACGCUGCUCAGCCUGUGAUGAGAUUAUCUUUGCUGAUGAGUGCACAGAAGCAGAGGGGCGUCACUGGCAUAUGAAGCACUUCUCCUGUUUUGAAUGUGAGACAAUUUUGGGGGGUCAGCGAUAUAUUAUGAAGGAUGGAAGACCAUACUGUUGUGGCUGCUUUGAGUCUCUGUAUGCAGAGUAUUGUGAAGCCUGUGGAGAACACAUUGGUGUGGAUCAUGCUCAGAUGACCUACGAUGGGCUCCACUGGCACGCAACUGAAAGCUGCUUUAGCUGUGCUCAAUGUAAAAGCUCUUUACUGGGCUGCCCCUUCCUGCCUUAUCAAGGCCGCAUUUACUGCUCCAAGGCCUGCAGUUUGGAUGAAGACGUGCAUGCCUCUGACUCCUCCGACUCUGCUUUUCAGUCAGCACGCUCACGUGAAUCCCGCCGUAGUGUGCGCAUGGGCAAGAGUAGCCGUUCAGCUGACCAGUGCCGUCAGUCACUCCUCUUCUCGCCCUCUGUCAACUACAAGUUCCCUGGCUUCAGCGGAAAUGCUGAUGACACCCUGACCAACAAACUGGCCCACAUGAACUUAUCUGAUGAACAUUUCUGGAGGGGACGAGCUGAGGAGACUGAAGCACCUGAAGACCAGGAAGAGGAGUGGGCUGAGCAUGAAGACUACAUGACUCAGUUGCUGCUGAAGUUUGGGGAACAUGGAGUGUUCCAGCAGGCAAAUGACUCCAGACAGACAGAUUUCUGGAUAGCAGAAACUGAAAUCAAGUCCAAAAAGGAGUCUGUUAAAGCCAGCAGUGUCAGCGGAGGAGGUGGAAGGGGGAGUCUAGCCAGUAAGAAGUACCAGGCUGACAUGUAUUGGGCCCAAUCACAGGAUGGGCUUGGGGACUCGGCCUAUGGUAGUCACCCAGGUCCAGCAAGCAGCAGGAAGAUCCAGGAACUGGAGAUGGAUCAUGGAGCUGGAGCAAGUUUCCAGGGAGAGGAGCCACAAUGGUACAAUGACUCUUUGGAGUGCAUCACUGAUGAGUUCAAAAAGACUGAUCAAAGCGUCAGAGACUCCAUGGACUCACUGGCUCUCUCUAAUAUUACAGGGGCUUCAGUUGAUGGCGAUAGUAAGGAUCGAGCAUUGGUAUAUUCCUUGCAAGGCUUUCAUGAACUGGAGACAGAGGACUGUGAGAAAACCAGUAAUAUGGGAACACUGAACUCUUCCAUGCUACACAGAAGUGCAAAUUCGCUUAAGAGCCUUGUGUCUGAGCAGGGGGAGGAUGUAGAAAAUGUUGCAGAAGAGGAGGUUCCUCUCUCAGAUGACAGACCCAAACCUCAUGUCCCUGCCCUCAGGAGGACACGCUCACAAUCUAAACCUCAGCAAGUUAAAUUCUCUGAUGAUGUGGUGGACAAUGGCCAUUAUCAUGACCUUCCAGUUCGCCAACCCCCAAUGAGUGAACGGACUCGCCGCAGAGUAUACCACUUUGAGGAGCAGGGUCAGGAGUUUCACUCUGGUCGCCGCCAUCACCAUCACAGGAGGCGUCGCAGCCGUAAGUCUCGCUCUGAUAAUGCUCUUAACCUGCUGCCUAAGGAAAGGGCUCAAAUGUGCUACAAAGUGGACUACAGAGGGAAUGCUCUUGGCCCCAAAGGGCAUCAUGCCUUCCAUGGACACUCAAACAAUCCCACCAUGUCAGACUACACGCUGCAGGGCCCAGCUAUGGGAGGGUUCUUGGGCUUGUAUGGAGAUGAUGAUGAUGACUGGUGCUCCACAUGCUCUUCCUCAUCUUCUGACUCAGAAGAGGAGGGUUUUUUCCUGGGUCAGCCCAUUCCUCAACCCAGGCCCCAUAGACACUACUACACUGAUGACUUGCCAAGCCCUGUGGCAGGAAUGUCCUCAUCUCCUUAUGGUCAACGGACUAAGUCCAAAAAGAAGAAAGGACACAAGGGGAAAAAUUGUAUAAUUUCAUAG